Molecule: messenger RNA, 1508 nt
Organism: Amaranthus tricolor (Joseph's coat)
Lineage: Eukaryota; Viridiplantae; Streptophyta; Magnoliopsida; Caryophyllales; Amaranthaceae
Product: myb family transcription factor IPN2-like
Exons: 6
Coding region: 100-1167 (355 amino acids)
Molecular function (GO): DNA binding; DNA-binding transcription factor activity
Source: RefSeq, a predicted model, not a curated record
GCAUAUAGGCAUAUAGCAUUUGUUCCUAAUUCCUAUUCUUGUAAGAAAACAAGAGAGAGAAAGACUUAAAAAAAAAAAAAAAAAGAAAAAAGAGAAAGAAUGUUCCAUCACCCUAAGAAAUUACCUUCUUCUAUGAAUUCAAAUGAAAGGAAUAAUAGUUCUUCCAUGUGUGUUCAAAAUGAUUCUGGCUUAGUCCUUACAACUGAUCCUAAACCUCGUCUUCGAUGGACCGUCGAGCUUCAUGAACGUUUCGUCGAUGCCGUUACUCAGCUUGGCGGCCCUGAUAAGGCAACUCCUAAGACUAUUAUGAGAGUUAUGGGUGUUAAAGGUCUCACUUUGUACCAUCUCAAGAGUCAUCUUCAGAAAUUCAGGCUAGGAAAGCAGCCACACAAAGAGUUCAAUGAUCAUCAUUCAGUCAAGGAUGCAUCGACUUUGGAGCUUCAAAGACCACAUGCUGCAUCUUCAUCAGGAUUAAUGCGACCAAGUAUGAAUGACAGCAAUGUGCAUAUUAGUGAUGCAAUCAGGAUGCAAAUGGAAGUCCAAAGGAGGCUUCAAGAACAGCUGGAGGUACAAAGACACCUCCAACUAAGAAUUGAAGCACAAGGAAAAUACAUGCAAAACAUACUAGAAAAGGCAUGUCAAACACUAGCAGGAGAAACUAACAUGGCAGCUUCAUCAGCAACUCACAAUAACAAAACCAACAAUAAUAAUACUCAUAACCUUCUAAGCUCAAACAACUCAUCAAAUAUGGCAGCGGAUCCAUUGGGUGGAUCCAUAAGAGAAUUCGGGUCCAUGAACUUUCCUUCAUUUCAAGACCUUAAUAUCUAUGGUGGAGAUCCGCCAUUGGAUCUCCACCAAGGUAUGGAUCGUUCUUCAUCACUUGAGAACUUCAUGCAAGUUCCAAGUGAUCAUAGUCUUUGUUUAGGGAAGAAACGGGUCAACCCGUUUAAUAGUAAUAAUGGUAAGAGCCCUUUGAUUUGGGGAGAUGAUCAUAUCCGGAUUCAAGAACUUGGGGCUCCGUUAAAUUGUCAAGAUCAUCAUCAUCAACAAGAUCCGUUUAAGAUUGAUAUUCAAAUCGGGCCACCCGAUCAUCAAAUCGAUUCGAUUUCAGAUCAAAUUUAUGAAUCAAAGCCAUUAUUGGCCAAUGAUAUUUCAGUUGGAGAAUAAGUUUGGACCCAGUGUAAUAUAAUUCGCUAACCAAUUUAUAUUUUUUAUUAAUGAUUCUCGAGAAUAUUAGCGAAUUAUAUGUCACGAUAUUACCUACAAGACAUACAAGACAAGGAAGAAAUUCACCCAAUGGCAUGAAUUUUGGAAAUGAUUUUGGUAGGUUUAAUUUAAUUUAAUCUUAAGUUAAUUUUCUUAGAAGAGUGUUCCAUUUUUGUGGGUUACAAUGUUAGUUAUCUAAGUAGAAUUUUAAUGACUUUUGAUUAAGAAAAUCAAUGUGAAAGGGAGGAGAAAUGUUUACAUUCAGUGUAUAAAUAUAUGACUACUUUUAAUGGUAUGUAUAA